CGCCUCAGAGCGGCCAUGAUGGAAGGCCUGGACGACGGCCCCGACUUCCUCUCGGAAGAGGACCGCGGACUUAAAGCAAUAAAUGUAGAUCUUCAAAGUGAUGCUGCUCUGCAGGUGGACAUUUCUGAUGCUCUUAGUGAGAGAGAUAAAGUAAAAUUCACUGUUCACACAAAGAGUUCAUUGCCAAAUUUUAAACAAAAUGAGUUUUCUGUUGUUCGACAACAUGAGGAAUUUAUCUGGCUUCACGAUUCCUUCGUUGAAAAUGAAGACUAUGCAGGUUACAUUAUCCCACCAGCACCACCAAGACCUGAUUUUGAUGCUUCAAGGGAAAAACUACAGAAGCUUGGAGAAGGAGAAGGGUCCAUGACGAAGGAAGAAUUCACAAAAAUGAAACAGGAACUGGAAGCUGAAUAUUUGGCAAUAUUCAAGAAGACUGUUGCAAUGCAUGAAGUGUUCCUGUGUCGUGUGGCAGCACAUCCGAUUUUGAGAAAAGAUUUAAAUUUCCAUGUCUUCUUGGAAUAUAAUCAAGAUUUGAGUGUGCGAGGGAAAAAUAAAAAAGAGAAACUUGAAGAUUUCUUUAAAAACAUGGUUAAAUCAGCAGAUGGAGUAAUUGUUUCAGGAGUAAAGGAUGUAGAUGACUUCUUUGAGCAUGAACGAACAUUCCUUUUAGAAUAUCAUAACCGAGUUAAGGAUGCAUCUGCUAAAUCUGAUAGGAUGACAAGAUCUCACAAAAGUGCUGCAGAUGAUUACAAUAGAAUUGGUUCUUCAUUAUAUGCUUUAGGAACUCAGGAUUCUACAGAUAUAUGCAAGUUUUUUCUCAAAGUUUCAGAACUGUUUGAUAAAACAAGAAAAAUAGAGGCACGAGUGUCUGCUGAUGAGGACCUCAAACUUUCUGACCUUUUAAAAUAUUACUUAAGAGAAUCUCAAGCUGCUAAGGAUCUCCUCUAUCGACGAUCUCGGGCACUAGUGGAUUAUGAAAAUGCUAACAAAGCACUGGAUAAAGCUAGAGCGAAACACAAAGACGUUCUGCAGGCUGAAACGUCCCAGCAAUCAUGCUGUCAGAAAUUUGAGAAAAUAUCCGAAUCUGCAAAACAAGAACUUAUAGAUUUUAAGACAAGAAGAGUUGCUGCAUUCAGAAAAAAUUUAGUGGAACUGGCAGAGUUAGAACUGAAGCAUGCAAAGGCUAGACAUCCUUGGGCUAGAGAUUUUCAUCCCCUACACCUCAACAAUCUUUUCGUGAUAUUAUUGCCCUCCUCUCAUUGCUCUUCUGAAAUAUUGCGCCUGGAAGUGCAAACGCUUUCCCAUACACCUACUAAUUAUUGUACAGGUUGCUUCUUACAGCGUGUUUUAUAUGUAUAAGAUGAGGGGUUUUGAAACUGCCAUAUUGCACCAGCUUGAUUUGGCUUAUACUCACACUUUUUUUUUCUUUUCUUCCUCUUAUAACUCAGUUCUUGAACCACAAACCUGUAGUUGUGUGUUUUGGCAGUUUUUUUUAGUAAUUAUUUUUUUCAUUUUUGUUGUAAAAAACACAUAACACAGAGCCAGCUCUGAUGGCCCAGUGGUUAAGUUCGGCAGCCUGGGUUCGGUCCCUGGUCACAGAACCACAUCACUUGUCUGUCAGUAGCCAUGCUGUGGUGGCGGCUCACACAGAACUAGAAGGACCUACAACUAGAAUAUACAACUAUGUGCUGGGGCUUUGGGGAGGAAGAAAACAAACACAUAACAAAAUUUACCACCUUAACCAUUUUUAAACGUACAGUCCAGUAGUGUUAAGUAUAUUCAUGUUGUGCAACAGAUCUCUAGAACUUUUUCAUUUAUUGAGCAUUUAAUUUUUAAAAUGUGAUUGCAAGCCACAUUUAUGUCUGUUAAAUAUUAGCUUGCUAGUUUUAGCCCAGCGCAUAGAGUUAGUUCUUUUGGAAACUUGGAUUUGAUCAGAUGGUAUUUGACUGUUAUACUAGUCACUCCUCCCAAGUGAUGGACAUUUGUAAUUUAUGUGAACUUCCCUUUUAUGUCUUCAUCUAAGUUUAGAUUUAAAAGAUUGUUCAGGGGGCCAGCCUGGUGGCUCAAGUGGUUAAGUGCACACGCUCUGCUUCGGUGGCCCGGGGUUCGCAGGUUCGGAUCCCUGACGCGCACCGACGCACUGCUUGUCAAGCCAUGCUGUGGCGGCGUCCCAUAUAAAGUAGAGGAAGAUGGGCACGAUUGGCAAUGGAUGUUAGCUCAGGGCUGGUCUUCCUCACCAACAACAACAAAAAAAAUUAGUAAACAAAUAAAAAUAAAAGAUUGAUCAGGACCAAAGGAAUCAACGUUGUCAAUCUAAUCGUAGACGUGUGUGGCACCAAAAACAGCUAAAUUUUUAGUUCCCUUCCUUUCUUUCUAUCCUGAUUGGUAUGAACUCAUUAAUUAAUAUUCUUUGGUUAUAGUUAGAUAGUUAUGAAUUCACCUAUUUAUACUAUCAUCAACCAUUGUUUUUUCAUUUUAUCCAUGAAGGAUAUAAGAAGUAUCAAAUUCCUCAUUAAAAUCAAGAUAUAUGUUGCCUGAUUUCCUGGUCUAAUAACACUGUCAAGAGAAAAAUCUUUUGAUAAGCUUGGCAUGAUUUAUUCCUACUGAGCCUGUGUUGGUUUCUAAUGUUCACUGUUUUUGUUCUUUUUAAAGAGGUUAUAAACUGUCCAAGAUUUUGUUACAGAUCAAGGAGAGGUUGGCAAAUUACAACCUGUUUUUGUACAGCCGGUGGGCCAGCAAUGGUGUUCAUAUUUUUAAAUGGUUACAAGAAAAGCAAAAGAAUAAUAUUUCAUGACCCGAUAAUUCUAUGAAAUUCAAAUUUAAUCUGUAAAUAAAGUUUUGUUGGACUACA
Diceros bicornis minor is the source of this 2851-nucleotide messenger RNA. It is a transcript of the gene SNX6, whose product is annotated as sorting nexin 6. The record is from RefSeq and is a predicted model, not a curated record. Lineage: Eukaryota; Metazoa; Chordata; Mammalia; Perissodactyla; Rhinocerotidae. The transcript has 14 exons. Bases 16 to 1359 code for a protein of 447 amino acids. Gene Ontology annotation, molecular function: phosphatidylinositol binding; dynactin binding. Gene Ontology annotation, cellular component: endosome.